Messenger RNA from Funneliformis caledonium, 581 nucleotides. The record is from the annotation of a GenBank genome assembly. NCBI's taxonomy places the organism in Eukaryota, Fungi, Glomeromycota, Glomeromycetes, Glomerales, Glomeraceae.
GUGAAAUUGUUGACGCUAUCAAUGAUAUUAUCACAGAGUUUCUGGUCGAGCUGGGUAACAAAUCAUUUAAGAAAGAAAUUCAACAUUUUAAUAAAGAGAUCGAAUUGCAUUUGCUUGAGCAGUCUGAUAUUGUUGAUGAACAAAUAAAGCUGCAAUCAUCUUUAAGGAAAUCCAAAUUGCGAACGAAUCAUUUGAGAAAGGAAUUAUUGGAUGUUCAACGUGAACGUGAUAGUGUUUGUAAGGAAUUGGCAAAUGAAAGAAGAGCAUUCGCAAAAGAAGAACAAGACAGAAAGAAACUAGAACAAGCGCAUAACUUCCUCACGGAUAUUGAGACUUUACGUGAGGCUGUUGAUGCUGAAGAUAAUAUGCAAGAUGAAGAAGUAUUGGAUGGUUUUAAGGGUCUGUUAGUAUCCGUUACAUCUCGUUGUAGUGAUAUUUUACUUUCAUCAUCAUCUAAUGCUUCAGUUCAGAAAUGUUUCACAAAAGGAAAAGUUUCAUUAGACGAGGCUUCGGGAAGUUUGGGUAUAUUAUGUCGGUUCAAUAUGUUACUUGAAGUGUGUGAAAAAAUCAUAAGGCAAUAG